AUAGGAACCGCUAUAGUGGGAAGGUAAACGGCAUUUCCAUGUGCUGCUCUGGUUUGCCAGAAGCGGCUUUGUCAUGCUGGCCACAUGACCUGGAAGCUGUACGCCGGCUCCCUCGGCCAAUAAUGCGAGAUGAGCGCGCAACCCCAGAGUCGGUCACGACUGGACCUAAUGGUCAGGGGUCCCUUUACCUUUAAAUCGCAUUUAUUGGUAAAGGGUCCGUUCCGGUUAGCUCAGUUCCGGGUUUUUACAACGUCCUGCAAAGCGGGCGGGGGCGGGGAGCAGCCUUUUUCCUGAUUUCUGUUCCAAAGUUUGCAAGAGCGAAGCUAACCCUUCGCGGAUUAAAAAACCAGAGAGCGGACGGGGAAAGCUGCUUCUCUCCGGGCGAGAUGGCCGCUCAUUUAUUUGCGGGCAAAGAUCAUGCUUCUGUCUACCAGAAAUACAGGUUCCCACCCCCGGAGAACCUCCAAGGUGUGAUCCUCUCCUACCUGGAGAAAAAGAAGGUGACCUCCCUUCAUAUGGCAGUGGACGUGGGAUGUGGCACAGGCCAGAGCAGUCACCUGCUGGCGAAGCGCUUUGAGAAGGUCGUCGGGACAGACGUAAGCGAAGCUCAGAUCGAGGAGGCCAAGCGAACUGCCCACCCUCCAAAUGUCUCCUACCUCGUGUGCCCUGCGGAAGAGCUCCCCUUUGAGGACUGCUCCGUGGACCUCCUCACGGCCUUCACUGCUGCCCACUGGUUUGACAUUCCCCGCUUCAUGAAGGAAGUGGACCGGCUUCUCAAGCCGUCCGGCUGUGUGGCCUUGAGUACCAACACCCUCGACAUGCGGUUGCACUACAAGGACUGUUCGGAAAAGCUCACAGAAAUCUUCCGGGAGGUUCUAGGCCAGAUUUCUCCAUAUUCAAACGAAAAGAUCAAAUUUGUUACGGACGACUACAAAGCAAUAUUUGAUUCCCUGCCGUUUCAGGACAAGGAGAGGAUCACGGAUAUUCUUGAUAAACUUCCAAUGAGUGUCGCUGACCUGAUGGGAUACAUCCAGUCAUUCUCUUCAUACCAGACUUUUCUAAAAGCCCAGCCUGAGGCAGCAAAAUCUCUCAUCCAAAACACUGAACAAAGGAUCCUGGAGACAAUGGGAGUUUCGUCUCGAGAGACCAAGCUGGAGCUCUGCACUCGGCACGUUUGUGUCCUGGGUUAUAAGUGACUUAGAUCUAGUUAACGAAUGACCCUCCUGAAUGCCAGGGCACUCUCGAAAAUUCUCCAAUAAAAACAAAUGUCUCAUUUAAUCGCAAGAGGAGUGGGGGAAAGGGUGUCAAAUGCACUCAGCAGCAGCAAUGUAAAUUUAUUACUUUUUAAUGGAAGAGAAAAUUUGGAUGUACAGUAUAGCAAUGGGAAGAGUAUUGGCCAAGUCACAGGUUUAAAUCUGUGGUGUUCACUGGGUGACCUUGAGCUAAGAAUUUGCUCUAGAUGUUUUUGGCCUCCAGCUCCCAUCAACCCUGCAGUGCUGGCUGGGGCUAAUGGGAGUGGGAGCCCAACAGCAGCUUGAGCAGAGGACUCACAAGCCCCUUACUAUGAGAACUCUUCUCUUCUCUCUUUGGCGAUCACUCGUAGCCGAGUAAGGUUGUCUUCCGUAAACAACAAUGGGUCCAUAAGUGACUGUGGAGGCCAAUUCUGGAUCCACAUGUCCUUCAACAGUGGGGACAUUGGGUUCCGGGCGGGAGUUGAUCAUGGUGUGUGUGGAUUUGCCAAGCGUGCCUUCCUCUUAGCACGUUUCUCCCUUGCGUCCUGAAAUCGAGUGUCUUCAAAGCCCAUGAGACCUUUGGUAAAGGCUGUUCUCUAGCUGGAGCGCUCGCAGGCCAGUGUUUACCAGUUGUCAGUGUUUAUACUACAUUCUUUUAGAUUUGCCUUGAGACAGUCUUUAAACCUCUUUUGUUGACCAUGAGCGUCAUGCUUUCCAUUUUAAUGUUCAGAAUAGAGUAGUUGCUUUGGAAGACGAUCAUCAGGCAUCCGCACAACAUGACCAGUCCAACGAAGUUGAUGUUGAAGAAUCAUUGCCUCAACACUGGUAAUCUUUGCUUCUUCCGGUACACUGAUAUUAGUUCGCCUGUCUUCCCAAGUGAUGUGUAAAAGUUUUCGGAGACACCGUUGAUGGACUCUUUCGAGGAGUUGGAGAUGGCGUUUAUAAGUGGUCCAUGUUUCAUAAGCAUUUAGUAAGGUUGGUAGUACAAUAGCUUUGUAAACACUAUGGGAACUAAUACCCCUUUAGCCCAGAAUCCUGUUUCCC
Messenger RNA from Zootoca vivipara (common lizard), 2276 nucleotides. RefSeq names its product putative methyltransferase DDB_G0268948. Lineage: Eukaryota; Metazoa; Chordata; Lepidosauria; Squamata; Lacertidae. The record is from RefSeq and is a predicted model, not a curated record. Gene Ontology annotation, molecular function: S-adenosylmethionine-dependent methyltransferase activity.